Molecule: messenger RNA, 8032 nt
Organism: Danio aesculapii
Lineage: Eukaryota; Metazoa; Chordata; Actinopteri; Cypriniformes; Danionidae
Gene: slc38a3b
Product: solute carrier family 38 member 3b
Exons: 17
Coding region: 207-1748 (513 amino acids)
Biological process (GO): amino acid transmembrane transport; L-glutamine transport; asparagine transport
Molecular function (GO): L-histidine transmembrane transporter activity; L-asparagine transmembrane transporter activity; L-glutamine transmembrane transporter activity
Source: RefSeq, a predicted model, not a curated record
GCUGUGAGAGACGUGCUUUGUCUCUAUUGUGAACAAACCACACGAGGAGAACAACUGCAGGAACAUUAAACAUCCAAAACACUGGAAAUUUAAGCCAGAAACAUCCUUUCUCGUCACACUCGACAAGGCUUUCUGAUCACUGACCGCAACUGGGUGUUGGACAACUGGCACAAAGAAAGAACUGUGGGAUAUCGACUGCUUCCACCAUGGAACCUGCCAGAUCAGAAAUGAGUAUCCUACCCAAUGGGAAAGGCCAUGACCUGGGGGAGGAAAUGUGUGUGCCGAUGAAGACCAUGAUGGAGGAAGAACAAAAUGGUACCCAUCACGACAGAUUUGAAGAUCCUGACAGCACUCUUGCGGAGAACAUUGAGUUCCUGCCCAACAGCGAGAGCAAGAAGCCACGUUUCACAGAUUUUGAUGGGAAGACUUCUUUUGGCAUGUCGGUCUUCAAUUUGGGCAAUGCCAUUAUGGGCAGUGGGAUUCUGGGAUUGGCCUACGCUAUGGCCAAUACUGGCAUAUUGCUGUUUUUGUUCCUCUUGACGGCUGUAGCAGGUCUGUCCUGUUACUCCAUUCACCUCCUGCUCAAGUCCUCUGGUGUUGUGGGAAUCAGAUCAUAUGAGCAGCUGGGAUUCAGGGCCUUCGGGAUGACAGGGAAGAUGGCAGCCGCAAUCGCCAUUACUCUGCAGAACAUUGGAGCCAUGUCCAGCUACUUAUACAUCGUCAAAUCAGAGUUUCCACUGGUCCUGCAGGCGUUUUUGAGGACAGACACUACUUCAGGGGAAUGGUAUCUCAAUGGAAACUACCUGGUGGUGCUGGUGUCCAUCUCCAUCAUCCUGCCAUUAGCUCUAAUGAAACAGUUGGGUUAUCUCGGAUAUUCCAGUGGUUUUUCACUCAGCUGCAUGGUCUUCUUCCUCAGUGCCGUGAUUUAUAAGAAGUUUCAGAUCCUGUGCCCAUUUGAGGAGUUCUCGGCCAAUAGCACGCUCACACAUGCUCAGUCAAACAUCACGGUUGACCACGCCUACCAUAACAGUCAUGUGAUGGAGGACGACUCACACUGCCACCCGCAGAUGUUCACUGUCAACUCACAGACUGCAUACACCAUUCCCAUUCUGGCCUUUGCCUUCGUCUGCCACCCAGAGGUCCUGCCCAUCUACACGGAGCUUCGCAACCCAACACAGAAGAAGAUGCAGCACGUUUCCAACAUUUCCAUUCUGAUCAUGUACACUAUGUACUUUCUUGCUGCUCUGUUCGGAUACCUAACCUUUUACACGAAUGUUGAGCCUGAGCUCCUGCACACGUACAGCAGGAUCGACCCAUAUGACACACUCAUCCUCUGUGUGCGUUUGGCCGUUCUCACCGCCGUCACACUGACUGUGCCCAUCGUUCUGUUCCCAGUGCGGAGAGCCAUUCAGGAGAUGGCCUUUCCUAAUAAGAGCUUCAACUGGAUCCGACACACCGCCAUCGCUGUCGUUCUCCUGACGCUCAUUAACAUGCUGGUCAUCUUCGCUCCCAACAUCCUGGGCAUCUUUGGCAUCAUUGGUGCGACAUCCGCUCCAUGUCUGAUCUUCAUCUUCCCCGCUGUUUUCUACAUCCGCAUCGUACCCAAGGAUAAGGAGCCGAUGCGCUCUACUCCCAAAAUCUUUGCUGCCUGUUUUGCUGGAUUGGGGGUGUUGUUUAUGAUAAUGAGCUUGAGCUUCAUCAUCAUUGAUUGGACAACAGGCAGCGGCAGUGCUCUCGGCGGCCACUAGGGGACAAACUCUAACGAAUGAGUGUGUGUUUGGAUGAGAAUGUGUGGCGUACGUAUGGUAAUGAUUUAUUUGUAUCCGUAUUUGUCUGACACAGAGGAUGCUCUAUCUCGCGGUGGGAAGGGAAGUUGCGGGGGACCCGAAGCAAAAAUCCCAAUUUCCACAGAUGACAAUAAUUCGGAAAGAAGUCCAAUAUGCUAUACUUGUGUCAGUUUGGAAUGAUUACUUUUUUAUUUAUUGAAGGGUUAAUGCAUCCUCACUUAUCCUGUAGAAAUAUGCUUUUAUUGCUCAGAUUUGCUAUACAUUUUUUUUAUUCACUUUCUGUUUUAUCAAUCCAGAGCUUUUACACUUGACACAACCACAAGUACUGUAGAAACACACCACUGUCAAAAGCAAUAAGUUGACUUUACUUAAACUGAGUAAAUCUGUUGUCUUAAAAUGAUUAAAUAUGUGACCAAUGUGUCUAAUUAUUGAAAUUCAUCCAAUAAAAGGUUGUCAGUUUAAUAGUUUCAAAUUACAACAAGUUCACUCACUUUUUAAAGGGAUAGUUUGCAAAACAUUUUACUAAAUUGAUCAUAUUUUACCCAUGUUUACUCUAUUUAUUCGACCUUGUAUGGUUUCUUUUUUCUGCCAAACACUCAAAAGAUAUUUUGAAGAAAGCUGGAAACCUGUAACCAAUAACGUCCAUAGUGGGUGAAACAAAUACUAUAGAAGUCAAUGGUUACAGGUUUCUAUAUAUACAUUGUUUGUGUUUAACAGAAAAAGUAAAGUUAAAAGUGUUAAAAUCAAAUAAAAAAACAAAGUAUUAAAUUAUUAAAAUCAUUACAAUUAUUAAAAUCAAGUAAAAAACAAAUAAAUGUAUUAAAUUCUUACUGAAAUUGUUAAAAAUAUUAAAUUAAAAAUCAAAUAAAAGUAUUAAAUUAUAAUUAAAAUCAUUACAAUUAUUAAAAUCAACUAAAAAAACAAAUAACUAUUACUAAAAUCAUUAAAGUUAUUAAAUUAAAAACAAAUAAAUGUAUUAAAUUAUUACUGAAAUCAUUAAAAGUAUUAAAUUAAAAAUCAAAUAAAAGUAUUAAAUUAUAAUUAAAAUCAUUACAAUUAUUAAAAUCAAAUAAAAAACAAAUAAUUAUUACUAAAAUCAUUAAAAUUAUUAAAUUAAAAACAAAAUAAAAUUAUUAAAUUAUUACUAAAACAUUAAAAUAAAAAGCAAAUCAAAUCAUACUGAAUCUAAUUUAUAAAAAUUGCUAAAUAUAAAAGAACUUUAAUUAAAUUAUGACUGACAAAAUACAUUUUCAAAAACAUAUUAAAUAAUCAUUUAAAAUUUAAGAAAUAAAACGGAAACAAAUAAUUUAUCUAAAUAAAACGGACAAAUUUAAUAUUAUUAAAAGAAAUAUGUAAAAUUAUUAAAUGAAUAAUUAAAUGUAAAAUAAAUGUAUUUAUGCUAAGUUAAAGAAUCAAAAAUAAAAUAUUUUGGGAGAAAUAAAACCUACAAAUGAAAUAUUAAUAAAAACAAUAUAAAAACAUAUUUCAUCACAAUUUGUAAAUGUGUGAGGAGUGUGUAAAUGAUUACAGAAAUUCCAUUUUUGGGUGAACGGUCCCUUUAAGUAAAGUUAGUAAUUGGUUUUUACAGUACGUAAUUAAACUCUUCACUCACAAAAUGACAUUUGCUGUUUGUUCAAACUACUUUAAAAUGAGUUGAAACAACACAAUUCUUUAGGGACAACUUAAUCGUUUUAUGUUCAAUCCACUUGAAUUUAUAAAAACGAAUAAGCUAACUUAACUCCUUCAUGUUGUCGCAACACAAAUCGAUUGCGUAGAACCCACAAAAAAUACUGGGUUCCACAUAAUCCCUUCAUGUCAUCCCAAUGCAAAUCAAUUAAGUUAACUUCAUGUUUUUUUUGCAAUUUUAAGUUAAUUGAACAUAAAACAAUUAAAAAUACAUAAAUUUGUGAUUACAACGAGUACAUAAAACUCAGGAAUCGUGUUGUUUCAGCUCAUUUUAAACUAGUAGUUUGAACAAGCAGCAAACAUUUGAGUGUAGAUUUGUGAAAUGGCAGCAAAUGCAUUGUACAAUAAUAACCUGGACAUCAAAUUUGUACAUCUUUCUAGUAGAAUGACUUGAGUUAAUUUAGUAAACGUGAGUCUGUUGCUCUCCAGUGCGCUUUGGGCAAUCAACUAGUCACAUUUAUUCCUAUUAUUUCAGCAUACUACACUGUAAAAAAACAACACAGUUGACUCAACCUAAAAUGUUAAGGCAACAAACUUCAGGACAUUUUUGAGUUGACUCAACUUUCAACCCAGUUACUUCACUUGACUCGAUUUAAGUUGAGUUGCCUGAUUUUUUUUACAGUGUAGUUUUCAGGUCAAGUGAGAGUGCAUUUUAGGAUACACUAUAAAAAGCUACUGUAUUACUUAAAAAGUUGAGUAAAUCCAUUGCCUUUAAAAGUGACAAGUUGAUUUUACUUACAUAAUGUAAUGUAUUUCUGUUGCAACCUAUAAAAAUUAAGUGAACUUAAUAGUUUUAAGUACGCACAUAGUUCAUUAACUUAAUCAUUUUAAGGCAACUAAUCACUUUUUACAGUGUCCUACACAAUUUCCGUGUGCCAAAACGAAUGAUUUCUAUAAUCAAGCAUAUUUUCUGUUUUAGCAUUCGUGCCUUGACGAGAUUUAACAGCGAAAAGCAUAUUUAUUUCUAUGUAGCGAAUAUAUUUUGCAGUUCACUGGAUGAGUAUUAGUCUAUAUUCUAGUAUUAAUACAAUAAACGUGUCCUUAAUUGUUUUUGUUCACACUGAUACUGCCUGCGUAUGCAAACACUAUACGAUGAUGACAUCGCAAAUCUGUUUUAUCACUUGAAAUAAAUGUAAUCCGCCUUGUGUUAGAAUCCCAUAGUAGAUAUUUAGAAAAAUGCUGACUUCCAUAGUCGUUUUUUUCAUACUAUAGAUGACUAAGCAGCAUUCUUCAAAAUAUCUUCUUUGCUCAUAUUAAAGGGAUAGAUGACCCCAAAAUGAGGUUCCUCGUGGUUUCUGUCUCUGUUGAACACAAAUAUUGGUAUCACUUUAUUUUGAUGGUCCCUUUAAGACAUUUUGUACAUUGCAUCUACAUGCCAACUAAUUCUCAUUAGAUUAUAAGUAGACUGUUAGGUUGGGGUUAGGGUUAGUGUAAGUUGAUAUGUACUUGCAAAGUUUCUUAUAGUCAGUUAAAUGUCUGUUGAAGGUGCAGUAUUAGCAGAUAUUAAGCAGACAGUCUACUAAUACUCAAAUGAGAAUUGAGGCAUGAAGUCGCAAUGCAACUUUUAGUCAACAACAUGUGCAAUAGGGAUCAUCAAAAUAAAGUCUUACCAAGAUAUUUUUGAAGAAUGCUGCUCGGUCAUCUAUAGUAAGAUAAAAAUGACUAUGGAGGUCAGCAUUUUUCUAAAUAUCUACUAUUUGUGUUCAACUGAAAGAAGAAACUCAUACAGGAUCAAACAAGUGAAUGAUGAGCAAAUGAUGGCAGAUUUGUAUUUUUGGGUGUACUGUCUCUUUAAGCGUUUCACCGCAGUGAAGUCGAAGUGAUUGCGUUUGGAAGCUGCUCUCGGAUGGUAUCUCGCAUGGAAACGGUUGUAAAUGUUUUAUUUUUUCACAUCUGUGUGUUUGACAUGUCUUUUCUUGUACUUGUGGACCCUGUUUUGUUAUUAGCAGUAUAGUUUUUAUUUUUUGGUUUUCAGUAUUUGCUCUUGCUCAGUGGUUCAUGUGAUGCUUUCAAAAGCGUAAUGUGUUCAUAUUCUGCCAAAUGAUUAUGCUGUGCAGUCCUAGUGUACAAUAAUAUCAUGUGCCUUAGGUUAGUAGUGGCGGAUAUCGGUUAACACGUGAGCGAACAGCAGUUUUUUUUUUGCCUCACAGACUAACGACCGAUUCAUUUGGAGUAUAUAUAACCUGACCUGACAUUGUAGUGUUGUUUAUACUGUUGACAAAAAACAAACUGAACUUCAUGCUGGAGAUUGAAGUACAAUGUCAGUCUGCAAAUGUCACUACACUGUAAAAAUGAGCAGUUUUGUGCAAUUUGUGAUGCAUGUUUUUUAUUUUUCCCCAUUUAUUUGUGCUUUUGAACUGCAUUAUGGGAGAUUUAUCUAUCUACAAACAACUUUUAACCUUAAAACAUUGGAAAAUGUACUUUGAUAAACAUUUUUAAUAGUUUAAAAUGAUAUAUUGCUUGGGUUGGUGUUGUACACUACCUGACAAAAGUCUUGUUGUCGAUCCCAGUUGUAAGAGCAACAAAUACUAACUUGACUUCUAGUUGAUCAUUUGGAAAAGUGGCAGAAGGUGAAUUUUUCUCAUGAAUCAUCUUUUGAACUGCAUCCCAAUCAUCACAAAUACUGAAGAAGAUCUACUGGAACCCGCAUGGACCCAAGAUUCUCACAGAAAUCAGUCAAGUUUGUUGAAGGAAAAAUCAUGGUUUGGGGUUACAUUCAGUAUGGGGGUGUGUGAGAGAUCUGUGGAUUGUAACAUCAACAGCCAGAGGUAUUAAGACAUUUGUGCUGCCCAUUACAUUACAAACCACAAGAGAGGGCAGAUUCUUUAGCAGGAUAGCGCUCCUCAUACUUCAGCCUCCAUAUCCAAGUUCCUGAAAGCAAAGAAGGUCAAGGUGUUCCAGGAUUGGCCAGCCCAGUCACCAUACAUGAACAUUAUUGAGCAUGUUUGGGGUAGGAUGAAGGUGGAGGCAUUGAAGAUGAAUCCAAAGAAUCUUGAUGAACUCUGGGAGUCCUGCAAGAACGCUUUCUUUGCCAUUCCAGAUGACUUUAUUAAUAAGUGAUUUGAGUCAUUGUAGAGAUGUAUGGAUGCAGUCCUCCAAGCUCAUGAGAGUCAUACACAAUACUCAUUGUGUUUCCACUACACCAUGACUUUAUUUAUAAUCAAUACUGGACAUUAUUUCUGUUAAGUGACAAGACUUUAGUCUAAGCAAAGUCAGACCUUACGGUCCUAAUGAAAUCAUUAGGAAUCAAGGCAUGAUCAUAUUUAGUUUUGGUAAAAUAAGUGUAAUCUAGAGGCCUUUGCCUUUCAUAUAAGCCACUUCUGAUACCAAAUGAUCAACUAGAAGUCAAGUUAUUAUUUGUUGUUUUUAAAACUUGGAUAGGCGACAAGACUUUUGUCAGGGGGUGUAUAUUGCGCUACAAAAACCUUGUAAUAAGCAACUAGUACAUUUUUCUGUUAUUGUACAGAUUAUUUCACAUACAUUUUAUCGUUUCAAACUACUAAAAUGUCAAUAAAAGUCACUUUGUUAAACUGUAAUGUUGAAUAAUCAACAUUAAAAGUCAACAGAGCAGGAAUAAACAUCCCAUAAUGCAAUUUAAAACCGUAAAUAAACUUCGUCACCUUAGAAUUAUAAGGUUCUAUCUGACAUUUUUGUCAAAAUUGAGUUAUUGACAUAUUCUUAUUAAAUGACAACUUAUUUACAUUAUGGGAUGUUUUUUAUAAGUUGUUUACAUUUUAAGACUUUUUGUUCAAAAAACAAAUGUUACACACAUACUGUUCGCUAUAUGGAAUGCAAAAACUUUGAAGCUCAAUAUCUCAAAGUCAUUCCGAACGCGUAUAAAAUCAUUUAGAAUGCAGAUAGAACCUUAAAAUUCCAAGGUGAGGACUUGUUAAUCACAAAAUACACAUAACAGUUAUUGUUUUACAGUGCAUUUAACAUUUAAUGAUGUGUUACAGUAUGCGAAUCUUGCUUUAUGUUCAUGAGACUGAUUCUAAUAUGUAGUUUGUGAAGUAUUAUGCUGUCUAAAUAUUCUAAAGAAAAGUGCCUCGUAUUGCAACCAUCUACCUUAGAUGCUCUGUAGAUACUACCUAUCUUUUUUUGUGUUAUAGGUCUUGGGUAAAUAGACCUCAGACUUUAUUAUUCUAUUUUAUUUUUUAAUCCGUAUUUUUUAAAAUCAUGGUGAAUUCUGAAUUGUAAUUUUAUUAUUAUACUUUAUUUUAAAAAGUAGUUUUAGAUGUAGCCUUGCUGUCUAUAUUUGAUAUUUCCUUCAACCAAAGGUGACGGAGCAUAAAUUAAUCGAUAAUAAUAUUGAUUAUUCUGUAUUGGGAUGUAUAUGGUGUGUAAUGCAAACAAUCUGGUAUAAAUAAUCUGGAAUUUUCCCCUUCAUAGUUUUAUUUACACCUAUUUAAUCAAUUCAGUCGGGUUCAUAUGAUAGAUUGUUUAGUGCAUUCGUAUAUAUUGUAUAUAAAUGUGAACCGCUUUUAUUUGUGAUGCAUAUUUAGCUUGUAUAUUGUAAAUAGCAGAACCACUUUGACAAUAAAAAGCUGUUUUUAAACCUG